Linum tenue is the source of this 2835-nucleotide messenger RNA. The record is from the annotation of a GenBank genome assembly. NCBI's taxonomy places the organism in Eukaryota, Viridiplantae, Streptophyta, Magnoliopsida, Malpighiales, Linaceae.
UUUCCUUUCCACAGCAGACAUAAUACCUCGAAAUUCGAAUUUUUCCAGUAGAAAGCUAAAAGGCCGCGGCGGGAGACAGCUUCCAGAGCAAGCUUUUCUUCUCUCCUCCACACCGUCGUCUUCUUCGAUCAUCAACCGCCGUAAAAAACUCAGAGCGAAGAAGAAAUGGAUCUGGACCCCGAAGACGUAUUCAAGGACGAUGAAGACGACGAAGACAGCGAAUUCUUCCAGCUUAGGGAUUCAACCAAAGAGUUCGUCGUGUAUCUCAUCGACGCUUCUCCGAAGAUGUUCACCGCCACUUGUCCCGGAGCAGACGGGGAGAAUGAGACUCACUUCCACAUAGCAGUCACUUCUGUGGCACAGGCGCUGAAGACGCAUAUUAUUAAUAAUACGUAUAAUGAAGUUGCUAUCUGCUUCUUUAACACGAAGGAGAAGAGGAACUCGCAGGAUCUCAGUGGUGUUUUCGUGUUUGAUGUUGCUGAGAGAGAGCAUUUGGAUAGGCCAACAGCGAGACUUAUAAAAGAGUUUGGUUGUGUCGAGGAAUCAUUUGCAAAAGAGAUUGGCAGUCAAUAUGGUAUUGUAUCUGGCUCCUGGGAGAAUUCACUCUACAAUGCUCUUUGGGUGGCACAAGCGUUACUUCGCAAAGGAUCUACUAAGACAGCUGAAAAAAGGAUACUUCUGCUUACAAAUGAAGACGAUCCAUUCAGGAAUAUCAGUGGUAUAGCUAAAGCAGAUAUGAUACGAACCACCUUGCAGCGAGCUAAAGACGCACAAGAUCUUGGCAUCUCAAUUGAACUACUUCCCUUUAGCAGACCAGAUGAGGAGUUCAAAGUUUCGAUUUUCUAUGCUGAUUUGAUUGGACUGGAAGGUGAUGAUCUUAUUGAAUACAUGCCGUCUGCAGGGCAGAAAUUGGAAGAUAUGAAAAAUCAACUAAGAAAACGGAUGUUUGCGAAGCGGAUAGUUAAACGAAUCAAGUUCGUAAUUACAAAUGGAUUGUCAAUUGACCUGCAUACGUAUGCUUUAAUACGCCCUACAGCACCAGGGGCAAUAACGUGGCUGGAUUCAGUAACCAAUCGUCCUUUGAAGGCAGAAAGGUCUUUCAUCUGUGCCGAUACUGGUGCACUGAUGCAGGGACCACUGAAGCGCUAUCAGCCGUAUAAGAAUGAGGAUGUGAAGUUUUCAGAGGAGGAGUUGAGGGAGAUCAAAAGAGUUUCAACAGGACAUCUGCGUCUUCUUGGAUUCAAGCCUCUAAGCUGCUUGAAAGACUAUCACAAUCUAAAACCUUCUACAUUUGUAUUUCCGAGUGACAAGGAAGUGAUAGGUAGCACUUGUGCUUUUGUUGCCUUGCACCGAGCAAUGAUACGAAAUCAGCGUUUUGCUUUGGCAUUUUAUGGUCUUUCAACUAAUCCUCGAUUGGUUGCCCUUGUUGCUCAAGAGGAGAUAAUUUCUGAUGGUGGUCAGUUUGAGCCACCAGGCAUGCACAUGAUAUUCCUACCAUAUUCUGAUGAUAUCAGAGACAUUGAACAGGCAAGAACAAGUCAGUUGACCACCAAGCGUCCAGCGCAUCGAGCAACUGAAGAUCAUAUUCAAAAGGCUGCCGCUUUAAUGAAACGUAUUUACUUGAAGGAUUUUUCAGUAUGCCAAUUUUCUAACCCUGCAUUGCAGAGACACUAUGCAGUGCUGCAGGCUUUGGCACUAGACGAAGACGAGAUGCCUGAGAUUCACGACGAAACACUGCCGGAUGAAGAAGGCAUGUCUAGACCGGCAGUGGCUAAGGCCAUUCAAGAAUUCAGGACGUCAGUCUAUGGAGAGGACUAUGAUGAGGCAGAUGACAAGCCACGAGAAAGCGAGGCAUCAAAGAAACGAAAAGCUGCUGCAGAAUGUGUUGCUCAGGAAUACAAAAACUACGACUGGGAGGAACUUGCUGACAGUGGAAAGCUGAAGGAUUUGACCGUGGUGGAGCUGAAGUACUACUUGGCUGCCCAGAAACUCCCACUCGCCGGGAAGAAAGAAGUGCUCAUCAGCAGGAUUCUAACCCACCUGGGGAAGUAAAUUCAACGGCCUCUGUUUCUGCUUAUAACAUAUAUCAUUAGCGUAUCCAAGUAUAUCAUACAAUCGACAAGAACACCACACAGUUCCCUGUAGCUAGUCAGUAAUGGUUAAUCUAGCUAGUAACUACUAGAGGCUAGCCAGCCGAAAUGAAAGCAGAGGACCAGCGACGACGAGGCUCUCCUCGCGGCCCUCGUACCUCGAUCCUCGAGCUUCCGUCGCAAAGACAAGACCGCCGCGAACUGAUCUAGGACGGAGACCGGGUAAGAAUUUCUGUGACGGAGAGCUAGUGAAUAGCAGUCGAAGAAGUCACAAACAGGUAAAUUAUGCUUUCAUCUCAUAUCGAACCAGACCGUCUCCAAUCCGCCGCAGUACAGGAGGUGCAGCUCCUUCAGCCUGCGGCAGGAAACCAUUCUCAGAGCAAGGGGUCUUUGAAGUGAAUACGACACCCGUCCUAGCCAGAAUUGAAACAACAACUCCGAAGAUAGUUAUUUGAAUUAACUCGUCCGGCAAAUCCUUUCGCUCCUCUUUUUGUUGUUGUGAAAUGCAACAACCAAAUAACUUGUGAGAACGUUCUAAUUGAACAAGACAAUUUCCACAUGAUAAACCUCAGAUAAUUCAAUUCAUAAUAGUAUCACAUCUUGAGAUACCAUAUUCGCAAAAUACCAAUCCUUAACUGGAGUACAGCCCAGCUCGGCCCAUCGUUCCAGUUACAAGUCUAGUUUGGACCAUAAAAACAAAAUACUAAAACACUCCUACUUUAAAGUUUAAAUUAUUCUAAAAUUC